Messenger RNA from Pseudoliparis swirei, 2933 nucleotides. It is a transcript of the gene tnmd, whose product is annotated as tenomodulin. NCBI's taxonomy places the organism in Eukaryota, Metazoa, Chordata, Actinopteri, Perciformes, Liparidae. The record is from RefSeq and is a predicted model, not a curated record. The transcript is spliced from 7 exons. The coding region runs from base 18 to 914 and encodes 298 amino acids. Gene Ontology annotation, biological process: negative regulation of angiogenesis; negative regulation of endothelial cell proliferation.
UCCUGUGGUCUUGCAUCAUGGAGGCUGGCAGUAAAUCCAGCAGUCAACAGAUUCUGUGGAAAGAUGUUGAGAUGGAAAAAGAGAAGAAGGCCAAGUACCACACGUACCAGCGAGUGGCUCUGGCUCUGGCUCUGGUCUUCCUUUUUCUGGCUCUCGGUGUUUUCAGCCUGAGAUAUCUAUGGAGCCCCAGUCUGGGGAAGGUGUAUGACCACCAUUACAAAGCUGUGUUGGAUGGAGUGGAGAGAGACGGCAUGAUGGAGAUUGACCCAGUACAGCGCAUUGAGAUUUUCAGAAUUGGAAACGGCAGCGAGGAGGUACUUGAAGUGCACGACUUCAAGAAUGGAAUCACUGGGAUCCGGUUUGCCGAACAUCAGAGGUGCUACAUCAGGACCCAAACCAGGCAACUACCCACAGUGGCAGAGGUGGAGGCUGAGGAUGCAGAGCUACUGGUGGAUGAGACAGAGGCCAUGGAUUUGAAGGUGGAAGACUCCCAAGUGUGGGUUCCUGCUGAGGAGCCCAUCGUUAACCCGGCCUUCCUCUUUGGCUCCAAGAUCUGGGAGAUUUGCCAAGAGCUGCCCAUCCAUUGGAUCCAUCCUUCCCCUCUGAGCGAUGCUGAAGUGGGAAAUGUGGACGCGCCCGACGCCGAGGUCACAGGUCAGCGUUUCGCCCGCGACAUCCUGGACCACCCUCCUGUAAAUGACUACAGGGAGGUUGGGAUUGAGCUGGAUAACCGUCUGGAUGACAACGGCUACUGCUGCCAGCACUGUCGCCGUGGUUACCGCUUCUGUCGCCGCUACUACGAGCCCCUGGGAGGCUUCAACCCGUGGCCUUACUACUACCAAGGAGGACGGGUCAUAUGUCAGAUUGUCAUGCCUUGCAACUGGUGGAUCGCCCGCAUGAUGGGGAGGAUCUGAGGAGGGCGCGGUGGUCUGUGUCCGUAUGGGAUUUAAACUGUUUAUGACGUUAUAGGUGCAAAUUCUGCUUUUAUCUCCCAGACCACUUAAGAGACCAAAGCAGUCCAUUGCACACAAUUAUUAUCCAAUCUGUAUGUUGACCCACUUAGUAUUAGUCUGUUGAAGCGUUCUUAAAAAGCAUUGCUUGUUUACUGCUCAAACAUACAAUUAGAACAUGAUUCAUAUUCAGACUAAGACAAAUUGAGGGAAACAAACAAACCUAAAGUAGAUAUAACAGAACUAGAGGAAGCUUUUGUUCCUGGCUUUAUAGAUAGGAAUUCUUUAAUCUUUUUUUUAAGAUCAUGUUAAACUAAGGAGGUACAGUAUAAUUGAAGAUGCACAAACGUCAGCUGUCUUUUGUGAUGUUGUUCCUGUUGUCUCAUGCUCCAUUGUUUUCCAUCGUGUUGCAAUCCACAAAAUGCUUAAAAUAGUGCUUCUGUUAAAACAGUUUCUUCUUUGCUGAGGCGAUUUUAAUCUGCAACACCACAUCUCAAUCUGUCGAGCUGAAAUAAAUCUCAUCUGCGAGUAUCAAGCGAGAUAUACAUUUGCUAUUGAUGUUCUGUCAUCAGAAUAACAAGGUGCAUAAAUGCCCAAGAGUAUUCAAGCACAGUGAGCUAUUCAAAAGUUGAACAGAGAGACGGAAAAUGGAGCACUCAUGUUGUCAUAGUUUGCUUUGAAGCCUUCUGUAGGUUUCAGUCUCUCGACUUCUUUUCCAAUUAAAAUUUAAAUGUAUGAAAAAUCGGAGUUUUCCUAUUAUAUGAAACAAUAUGAAACAUGACAAUGCUGAAGAAAUGUGUUUUUUAAUCUGACUCAUGCAAUGCAUAUAACAGGCAGACCUUCUCUCUUCUCCAUUAGUCCCAUCGCUCAUUUGCAAAAUGAUUUACUGUCAGAAAUACGAGCCGUGCAUGCUUUUAUUGUUUCUUUCAUCACCUUUGUCGCUCUUGUGUAUCUGAUGCAUAAUAAUGCAUUGUUAUAUAUAAAAGCACCUAUCCUGCUAAGUAAAGCUGGAUGCUGACUCAUCUUGGCUCAGUGUGAUAAUAAUGUCAGUGAUAUCAAUAAUAUUUGGCAGCAAAAAGGAAUUUUGUAAAAAAGAGGGCGAAACAUAUUACUGUAUAUAAAUGUUUUAUGGAUCUGCUCAUAAAUGGAGUUCAGACUGAAACCGUAUUGUUAUUUUUAAAUCAAUAAUGUCAAUCGCUUAAAGCAACGUGUCAAGUUGAAAUUUGUAGCAUGAGUUAACAAAUGUAAUAAUUGCAAACAUACAUCAAAUAAACUGACAAGUGUACAGCAGCGGCCCUCGAGGCAUUUAUGAAAAGUUCAUAAAAUCAGUGUUUGUAUUAUUCAUUUCUUACUAAGUCCCCGUUAUCACAACAAAUAGUCGAGUGUAAAACGAACGCAUACAGCGUGUUCGUUGUUGCUGCUGCUGCUGCUGUUGGAGAGCUUCUGCUUUCAUAAUAUUGGGAAAGAGUGUAAAGUGUUAUUUUUUGUAAGAUGCUGUUAGUUGUCUAUCUGCCAAGGUCUCUGAGGACUUCGAGGACUCUUUUGUGAAGUCAUGAGAGUAAAUCGCCAUGGAAGCCCUGCGAGUCAAUCUGAAAAGGACGGCUCCCCCUGACUGGAGAGGAUGAUACUGAUAUUAAAGCUCCUCGUGCCUGAUGGGACAAAAGUCCAAUAUUAACCAUGAAAGUCAAACGUCUCACAAUUAAAAAUCACGGAUGAGGCUCAGAGAAGACACUGAAUGGUGGCGACACUGCAGUUGCACUUGUAUGCGAGUAAAAAGUAGAUCCCGGUCCAGUUGCAUGCUAAAAUGUGGAUCCACGUCUUGGUAUGCGAUACACAAAUCUCAAGAGGUCAUUGAAAGCAUCUUGAGGAAACCAGUUGAUAUGUUAUAUACAGCAACACAUCUACAGCUUUUGAAGCAGGUUUGCAUUCAGUGUUCAUGGUUUCCUUUUCAAAUAAAAUGUGAACAAUAUGAGUACAUUUUAA